Molecule: messenger RNA, 1159 nt
Organism: Hevea brasiliensis (rubber tree)
Lineage: Eukaryota; Viridiplantae; Streptophyta; Magnoliopsida; Malpighiales; Euphorbiaceae
Product: zinc finger A20 and AN1 domain-containing stress-associated protein 5
Exons: 1
Coding region: 207-746 (179 amino acids)
Biological process (GO): protein ubiquitination
Molecular function (GO): zinc ion binding; DNA binding; ubiquitin-protein transferase activity
Source: RefSeq, a predicted model, not a curated record
UGUAUGAGGCCCAUAUUCCAUCGCGCCAUUACCGACCUCUCCUUCCCUUCAUAUCCCCAUCCCCUCCUCUGCCUCUGCCUCCAAAAUCCACCUCUCCUCCUCGUCCUCAAUCUAUCUCUCUCUCUCCCUCUCUCUCUCUCUAUAGAAUUCAAGAAUUCUCAAUUUCGUUUCUAAAAUCUUGAAAGAAAAGGGUAUUAGAUCAAGAAAUGGCUCAGAAGACGGAGAAAGAAGAGACUGAAUUCAAGGUGCCAGAAACCCUCACCUUAUGCGUAAAUAAUUGUGGAGUUACUGGUAAUCCAGCAACCAAUAAUAUGUGUCAGAAAUGUUUCAACGCUACUACUACCGCCAGCACCUCCAAUUCAACGGCGGCGGCACCUACGACCACGACGAUAGCAUCUGCCCCUGGUGUCUCAUCCUGCAGCGAGAUCUUGACUAAAUCACCGAGAUCUAGCAAAUCUCGGUCACCUGUGAGAGAUCCGCUUCUGGAGACGAAUCGAAAGGUGGACACGUCAUCAGAUCGGGAAAAAUCUGAUGUGGCGGUAGCUAACUGUGGGGUGAACCGGUGCUCAGGGUGCCGGAGGAAGGUUGGGUUGACCGGAUUUCGAUGUCGUUGUGGAGAGCUUUUCUGCUGGGAACACCGGUACUCUGAUCGACACGAUUGCAGCUACGACUACAAAGCAGCCGGCCGGGAGGCGAUAGCUAGAGAAAACCCCGUGGUCAAGGCGGCGAAGAUCGUUAAAGUUUGAUAAAAAAAAAGUCAAAUUUGAACAGAGAUUCAAAAUUUCUCGAUGAUCGAUGCUCUCGAUCUGAUCAUCUCUCUUUUUUCCUCAAAGAGAUAGAGAUCUCGUUAGCUAGUGAAGAUUUAGGGGGUUGAAAGAAGAGAUCGAUCGAUGAACCAGAAUCCAAUCAAUCAUGGCUUUGAAGAUAAUCCAGAUCUGGAUGAAGAUCAAGAUCAAAAUCCUUCUAUAAAAUGUCUUUUUCUUUUCCUUUUUUUUUUUUAAUGAAAGAUCAUUAUUAUUAUUAUUAUUAAUAUGAUUAUUAAUGUUAUUGUUGCUUAGUCGUGUUUGCUCUUUAUGUUUUCUCGAUAUGUUGGAGAGAUUUAGAAAUGGCAAUGGCAUAUGAAUGUAAAUUUGAAGAUAAGUUUAUGGCUCUUUUGUCA